GACGGUCCCUUGGGAGAUAGCACGCCACGUACGUCGUUGUGGGCGUCCUUUUACUUUCAGGAAAGUCGUUGGCGAGAAAACAAGAAGGCGGUUGGUAGUCUAGCUAUCUGUGUGUUUACAAGGAAGAUCCGUGGCUAAAUCAACGGCUGCUUGUCUUGUGACCUGUGCUGAAGUUGAGCGACAGAGAUGGAGGAGACCGGGGGAGUUGGUGGCGCUAGUGCGUACGGAGCUUCGCUCGCAGGCGGCGGCUUCGACUUUCACAAGUUUGCGAAACAACCGCACACUAUCGUGCGCUUCUUGAGUUGGAUUUUUUCCAUCGUGGUCUUCUCCUGCAUCACGGCGGAGGGAUUUGUCAACAAAUCGCACAGCCCCGACGCGCAUUGCGUCUUCAACCAGAAUGACUCGGCGUGCCACUACGCUGUGGGCAUCGGUGUCAUAGCCUUCCUGGCCUGUUUUUUCUUCCUCUUAUUGGACGCCUACAUGCCGCUGAUGAGCAACGCAAAGGAGAGGAAGUACGCUGUCAUGGCCGACCUGGGAUUCUCAGUUGUGUGGACGUUCCUGUGGUUCGUGUGUUUCUGCCUCCUGACUAGCCAAUGGAGUCGUACGAUUGAUGUCAGAGGAAUCCCCCAGGACGCCGCCCGCUCCGCCAUUGCCUUCUCUUUCUUCUCUAUCGCCACCUGGGGAAUCCUAACCUACUUCGCUUUGGGGAGAUAUCGCCGUGGUGUUGCCGACGUCACCCAGAGCAUCUAUGCCGAGUCUCCGCCGGAGCAGCACACCCCUUACCCUCCGACCUACGCCCCCUCAGCCUACACCCCCACCACCUACUCCCCGUACCCUUCCAGCGCGCCAGAUGACUUCCAACAACCCCCCAGCACCAUCACCACCACCACCCAACCCCAGGGGGAAUACCAACCCCCCAACUACUGAGGGCUCCGCGUGAAGUUUCCCCUAGAUACAGGUCUCGGAUCAGCUUCACUUCCCCCCAUUCCUAACCUUCACCAUUAGUGGGGGAAAUGCAAAACUGACCCAAGAUCAGCGUCUAGGCCAAGGGGCAAUUUCACCAUACUAUUACUGGGAAAGAAUUAUGGAGAAAGGAAGUGGAAGCUCCUUAUCACCAGACCUGGGUUCAAAUACUAUUUGAAAUAUUUGUUUUGCUUUUGUCUGUCUGGAGUGCAAGGUGGGUGGAGUUUUCACUCAACUUUUCUACUGGUUUAAUUUGCAACAGGGAAACUGGAUGAAAGCACAGACCGAUAAAGUAUUUGAAAUGGUUUUAAAUAGUGUUUGAACACAGGUUUGCUUACUACUAAUGCAGUGGAUGAUGUGGUUAAAAGGAGACUUCUACCCUGAGACAGGGGUGCAGCUGAGGGGGAGGGGCAAAAGUCAGAUCCUGGUCACGUGACACUGGAGCUCACAUGAUUUGGGAUAUGCGAAAAACAGCCAAUGAGAGCUCUCGUGGGAGGGGCAAGUGCUUGCUUUAGCUAAUCUGUGUGCUUGUCUCCCCCCUGUUCAGAACUCUAGUCCCCUGCUUCUGUGCUCCAGAAGGAAGGAGAAUGUGUGUCUGUCAGAGGAGGCUGGUGGGAGGAAGAUAUAGGAGGACCUGCUCAUUGUAAUGGCUGGGAUGCAAUAAAUGGAACGGUAUCAAAAAUGGAAACCACAUGUUUGACUAUUUCAUUCCAGCCAUUAGUGAGCCGAUCCUCCUAUAUCUUCCUCCCACCAGCCUCCUCUGGUGUCUGUACAUACUAGAUAUUCAUAGUUGAACCGCCAAUUCUUUGAAUGGCUGUACUGUCUUAAUGUUGUUUUUUAAAAAUCUUUUUGUUUCCAAUUUAGCACAAUUAUCUUGAUGACAUGCAAGCACAAUGUUUUAUUCAAUGUCAAAAAAAGUAAGUUUAUUUAAUUGACCAGUGUAUCGUGAGACUACUGAAUUCUACAGGAUAAGCCAAAUGCCCAAGAAAGCCUUACUAUUAAUGUCCUAUGUAAACUGCUGGGUUUUUGUCCCACUUCAGGAGCCGUAGGCAGACUUUGAUUAUGUCCCAAAUGGCACCCAAUUCCCUUUUAUAGUGCACUACUUUUGACCUGGACCCAUAAGGCUCUGGUUAAAAGUAGUGCACUAUAUAUAGGGGAUAGGGUGUCAUUUAGGAUUGUCUACAAGUCCUUUCUCAUAACUCUUAAACCCUGUUUAUCUGAUAACAGUCAAGGUAAAGCCAAAGGAAAACAAACACAUUAAACCGCAUGUUAAAUUAAACCGCCCGUUGAAAACAAGGCUUGUUUGCUCAACUGAUCUGUGUAAUAUGCAUGUUCCUAUCUAGUCAUUUAUGUACUGAUUGAAUUUUCAGUCAUAUUUUUAUGUCUACUGUCCACAAAACUAUAGCAACUGGAUAAGUUGAAACCAGGCUUGUAACCAGGAGAUAAAUUAGUCCCAAUUGUCCACCCUUCUCCCAAAGUGUGCACUGCACUUGCCUACUUUCCCCCUAUGGCUUUGACAAUGGAAUCUCCCUCCAGCCUCACAGCCAAUCCUGACACCACUGCUAUGCUUUUAGAACCAUGUGCACUGGAAAAGGGGGGAGAAUCGGAACAGAAGUCUUCCACUGCCGCUAGAUAAAUUAAUCUAUGGUUGGUAUUACUGAGUGGGUUUCCUAUCAGUCGUUCUGAGUCUCAGACCACUUCCUGCUUUGUAAUACUAAAGGGAAAAGUCAUUCAUGAAUAAAUCCUCUUACUGCCAAGACUGACUUCAGGAACCUCAGUGUAGCAGCUGGGUCAUGUUCAUUAGGCACCAAAAGGAAGAAAAACAGGCUACAUAUGAACAUUAACAAACACACAAUUACCGAACUUCAGAAGCUAUUUUGAAUACAUUUUCUUGGCCCUAGAGUCAUUAAAUGUUCAGAGUACAUUGAGGGGAGUUACUUGCUUUCAAAACAAGUAAAACAGUUGGAAGAUUUUCAUCAGGCAAAUGCUUAGUUUUUUUUUUAUCAUUGCAAGAAGUUUUGCUGUGGUGUGCACUAAUGAACACGACCAAGGGCUGCGGCUGUGUAGCUCCGGUCCACUGUGUGCUUUGGCACUUCAUAGAUUACUACUUCAAAUCAUCUGACUGACUUUAAAUGUAAGUCACACAGGACUAACUUAAGCUCUUGAUAACAGUACAAUACUUGGGAUUUCUUUGAAGUGGCCAACCUGCAGAUCCAUUGUUGGACGUACUAAUGAUCUGUACCAAUUGAUUCUUGAAGAAUAGAACUUAUAAAUGCCUCAUGAGGUUAGUUCAAUUGUUGUACCCCAUCAGAACCCAAAAUAAUAUAUAUUUUUUUAAACUCCAAUGUUUGUAAACAAAGUAAAUGUAAACAAACACUAUUUAGCGUCAACAUGGUUAACUAUAAUUUUCAUAUCAUGGAUGGUCAGUCCUCAUAACCAUAACUCUUGAGUUUGCCAUUAAAGAAUGGCUUCUAUGGAAAUGUUAUGCACUUCUCCUUAACAAGAACCCUGGUAUACUUUGUUGACGGUGCCUUAGACUUACUGUAUGUAAUGUUGACACCACAAAGGUCACCAUAGACGAGCAUAGAUGUACAUAUUCGCAUAUAGAUGUGUGUAGGUAAAUAUAGACACACAAAGAUAAGUUGUAUAUAAACACAUCAUUGGAGUCCACUUGGCCAAAGUGAAGACCUCAAACUGUGUCCAAAAUGGCACCCUAUUCCCUAUAUAGUGCACUACACUAUAUGGGCCCUAGUCUAAAGAUGUGCACUACAUAUGGAUUAGGGUGCCAUUUGGGACACAUGUUGCAUUUAUUAAAUAUGAGUGAUGCUACUAUGCAAGGCUAAUGGAAACAUUUAGGGAGGGUGGAAACGCUCCCUCUGUAUUUCUAUGUAUACGGGACAGUGGAGGCUGUUGAGGGGAGGACGGCUCAGAAUAAUGGCUGGAACGGUAUCAGACACGCGGUUGUCUUAUGUUUGACUCCAUUCCAGACAUUAAUAUGAGCCGUCCUCCCCUCAACAGCCUCCACUGACAGUGUCACCUACCAUUUCAACUUCUCCGCUAGUGCCUGUGUGAAGUGUCCUUCCGACAGAAGGCUCAAACGCCACGGUGUAUACACUCUAUUGGCCCAAUCAACCUCCUCAAACUGUCCAUAUAUUUACAUUAUAAAACCGUGGACAAAAUCAUUUAAAGCCAUGAUAACACGCACUUGAGCAAAAACUGAAGGGCAUAUUCAGGAUUAUCAAACUUGCGUUCAUAAAUGUCGGGUUUGUGUAUGGGAGAUGAGUGAUGUUGCAAUUUGUUGUUUGCAUUCUGAACAUACCCCCUCAUGUCCAGCGUGGCCUAGUAAGGCAGCAUCUACACAGGCAGCCAAUUCUGAUCUUUUGACCAGUGAGAUCAGAUCUUUUGCCAAUAAUUGGGAUAAAGAUCAGAAGUGGGCUGCCUGGGUAGAUGCAGCCUUACUGUUCAAAUUUAACCUCCCCAGUGAGCAACCUUUGUAUCUAGGAUUAAUCGAUAGCCAAGACUUCUGUAAGUAUGUGAUUUGUAGUUUAGUUAUUGGGUUGUUAAUUGAUUGCGUUUUGUUUUCUGUAGUUGUAGGGGCGAUGUGUAUAUUUCACUUCUUGUUCAUUGUUUUAUCGUGUUACGUCAUUGGUUAUCUGUGGUUUUGAUUUGCCAUUUGAUCUCCACCACCACCACUGAUCAAAAUGAAAUAGUGUAGAUUUGAGUUCCUCACUUAUUUUACAUUUAUGAAGUUUAUUUGCAAAUUCUGUGUCUCACAUAACUUUAAUACACCAAAAAAAUGAUAGCAGCAGAAACCUGUUAAUUCAGUUGUGUUCUAUUGAAUCCAUUGUUGUAUAAGGAAGUGUCUGUCAUCAGCUGUGACGUAUGUGAUGUCACAAGGUUCUAAUUCAACUUCUGUUCUGUCUAAAUGACGUGUGUGUCGGCGUGGGGCAGAAUAAAAAAAAAAGACAUGUUUACAAA
Oncorhynchus masou masou (cherry salmon) is the source of this 4941-nucleotide messenger RNA. RefSeq names its product synaptogyrin 2b (gene syngr2b). The transcript is spliced from 5 exons. The coding region runs from base 187 to 927 and encodes 246 amino acids. NCBI's taxonomy places the organism in Eukaryota, Metazoa, Chordata, Actinopteri, Salmoniformes, Salmonidae. Gene Ontology annotation, cellular component: neuromuscular junction; synaptic vesicle membrane. The record is from RefSeq and is a predicted model, not a curated record.